AUUUUUGUAUUUAAACUUCACUGGUUUUCAUUCGAAACGAAACGAUUAAGAGAAGAAAUGUGGCGGAUGGAGAAGCCGAAAAAAAAGGUAGGAGGCGGAGGACGACGAGGAGGACUAAGCAGCCUUCGGUAGACAGUGGAGCGCAAAAAGACGCUAGAGAAAGCUCAUCCGUUCGCCUCCCCAUUGACGUCAGUCCAAUAUCACGUGAUCCGGCGGCGACCAAUCGGCGCGGCGCUGCUGGAGAGAGCUGGCUUGGUUUACAACAAGAUAGGGGGAAAUACGGAAUAAAAGGAAAACGAGCCAGCGAGCUUGUAAUGAGCACAAAAUCCCCGAGAGGAAGCGACACCCGCCGCAAUUGGAACUUUCUUCCCCUUUCGUCCUUCUCCCCGCGUUCUUUCUGUCGCUGGAUUAUUCGUUUUGGCUCGCCAGCGGACGGAAUGGAUAAGGCCAUGGCCCUAACAUACUGAAUCGCUCUUUGGCAGCGGAGGGGAGUCGAGAGACGCGGCACCGCGGACACAUUUCAUGGGGCAUUGUGCGGGGGAGUAAAAUGGUGGAUUGUUUACAGUGUGUCAUCCAAACCUUCCCCCGUGUGGAUACCCUGCCAUAAAAGUGCUCGGCCUCGUCUCUCUCCGGUUAUUCGUCGUGUUCGAGCACCACUAGGUAGGUAGGUACCCCCCCUCCCCCAGCGCGAUCAGACACUGCUCAUUUUUCAUAUACAUGUAGAGGUGUCUUGCCGUUUGGGGGUGUCUUGUGUCAAGCGAUCUCGCUCCUCUCCUCAUUUCGGGAAACACCGCUGGGUUACUGGAUUAUGGAUUUCAACAGCGCCGGCGGAGGCAACGAGCUGCACAACAACCAGUUUUAUCAGUGCGAGGAGAGCAAACCUUUACUGGGGGACAUGUCGGAGGGGAAUAAUAACGCCAAAGUUGCCGCGGGGCCGUGUAAGAGGAGCCUGCAACACUGCAGCAGCAGCGGGAUGCGCUACAAGCUGCUCCACGAGGGCGACAUCCAGGUGUGCGUGGUGAAACACCCUCGCACCUUCCUCAGUAAGAUCCUCACCUCCAAGUUCCUGCGCAGAUGGGAACCGCAUCACCUCACGCUCACGGACAGCAGCCUGACCUCGGCCACCCCUACCGGUUACAUGGAGACAUCGUUGUCCUACAGCUCCAUAGAGGACUUGCAGCUGCUUUCAUGGGACAAUGCACCAAAGUACUGUGUCCAGCUCAGCUUCCCUGGUGGCACAGUCCUGCUGCAGGCUGCUAACAGCUACUUAAGGGACCAGUGGUUUCACUCCUUACAAUGGAAGAAAAAGAUCUACAAAUACCGUAAGGUUUUGAACAAUCCAAGCCGCUGGGAUGUUGUGCUGAAGGAGAUCAGAGCACUCGUGGACAUGGCCCUGACCUCACCACUGCAGGACGAGUCCAUCCAUCAGGCCCCUCUACAUAUCAUCUCUCUUUUGCUGGCUGAGAACUCUAAUCUCAGCACACAGGAUCACGAGAACAUCAUAGUGGCAAUCGCACCUCUUCUAGAAAACAACCACCCACCCCCAGAUCUUUGUGAGUUCUUCUGUAAGCAUUGUCGUGAGCGACCGCGUUCCAUGGUUGUUAUAGAAGUUUUCACGCCGGUGGUCCAGAGAAUCCUCAAACACAACAUGGAUUUUGGAAAGUGCCCUCGACUGCGCCUCUUCACUCAGGAGUACAUCCUGGCACUGAAUGAACUGAAUGCAGGCAUGGAAGUUGUCAAGAAAUUUGUUCACAGCAUGCACGGGCCAACAGGGCAGUGCCCUCACCCACGGGUCCUGCCAAACCUGGUUGCAGUCUGUCUUGCUGCCAUUUACUCGUGUUAUGAGGAAUUCAUUAACAGCCGAGACAACUCUCCAAGCCUGAAGGAGAUCAGAAACGGCUGUCAGCAGCAGAAUGACCGCAAGCCUCCGAUGCCUCUCCGCCUGCUGCGCCCGGAGCCGCCAAUGCCACCUUCCGCCACCCUGCUCCCUCUCUCCCCCAACCCCGCUCCUCCUCAGCCGCCUCCUCCCGCCCCCCCAAACCCGCCACCGUCGAUCCCCAAAUGCUCUCCAACACCGAGCCUGCCCCUCUCUCCCCCUCCAUCUGUUGUCAACUCGAGUGAGAUCCUAGUGGAGUUGGAGCGCAACAACAACUGCGCCAACACGAAGCGGAAGUCCGAGCAUGACAGUGAACCCAACCUCAUCGACUGUCUUCUGGUCAGCCCAGCCGUCAACACUCUGUCCAUCCAGCUGCCCGCUCAGGCCGACCGUGUGCUUGGGUGCUUUGCUCUCAUCCUAAAGAUGCUGUCUGAUUACGACGACUGGAGACCUGCGUUGGCCAGCCUGUUGCAGCCCAUCCCUUUUCCAAAAGAGGCCCUUGCACAUGCCAAAUUCACCAAGGAACUGAAAUAUGUUAUUCAGAGGUUUGCAGAGGAUCCAAGGCAAGAGGUCCAUUCCUGCCUUCUCAGCGUUCGUUCAGGAAAAGAUGGCUGGUUUCAGCUAUAUAGUCCGGGAGGGGUGGCCUGUGACGAUGAUGGUGAACUUUUCGCCAGUAUGGUUCAUAUCCUGAUGGGUUCCUGUUAUAAGACGAAGAAGUUCCUCUUCUCUUUGGCUGAGAACAAGCUCGGCCCCUGCAUGCUAUUAGCCUUGCGUGGGAACCAGACGAUGGUUGAGAUUUUAUGUCUGAUGUUGGAGUACAACAUCAUCGAGAACAAGGACACCCAGCUGCAGAUCAUUUCCACUCUGGAGAGCACCCAGGUGGGCAUCCGCAUGUACGAACAGCUCUGCGAUCGACAGCGGGAACUUAAAGAACUGCAAAGAAAAGGAGGUCCCACCCGCUUGACUCUUCCUUCUAAGUCCACGGAUGCAGACUUAGCUCGACUGUUGAGUUCAGGUUCUUUUGGGAACUUGGAGAAUCUCAGUCUGGCCUUCACCAAUGUCACCAGUGCCUGUGCCGAGCAGCUCAUCAAGCUACCUUCGCUCAAACAACUUAACCUGUGGUCCACUCAGUUUGGCGAUGCAGGACUGCGGCUGUUAUCGGAGCACCUGGCCUGCCUUCAGGUGUUGAAUCUGUGUGAGACUCCCGUCACUGAUGCUGGAUUACUGGCUCUGAGCUCCAUGAAGAGUUUGUGUAGUCUGAACAUGAACAGCACCAAGCUUACAGCCGACACAUAUGAGGACCUCAAGGCCAAACUGCCUAACCUGAAAGAUGUGGAUGUUCGGUACACAGAGGCCUGGUGAUCAACUGUUCUCGCACCACCUGUAUAUGGGGAGACAGACUCCCAGAAGAAAGCCACUCUGAAGACAGUUCACAAACAAUUUUUUUUCCCGUUGCAUCGUCCGAUAUUUUCAUCAUCCAAGAUGUCAGACAACAAUCGUCAGGAUCAUCUUAAUUCAACGUAUAUGUGAGGAGAGGAUAUAGCAGUGCCAUGACCAGGAAGGACAGUUGCCAUUUUCUCCCCCACAAAGAAAGCUUUAUGGACCUUGUUGCUCCCGUCGCUACUGCUGUCACUGUAUAGUGGAUGCUUUUUAUUUUGGGGGGUGGAUUGGGGGGUUCCGCGGAUGUUCAAGGACCUGCUACACUGUUUUUAAAAAAAAACAAAACGGCUAUCUUUGCUCCCAAUAUCCUUGUGAUAUGUUGUCAGAUAUGUGAUCUGUUUCUAAAGUUUUAUGGGAAAGAGUGAUGCCCACUCAGAACCUUCCACUCGUUUUGUUUUGAAUUGCUCAUGGAUCUCAUGUGACGAAGCGCUUACAUUCCAGCUCUUCUCUGCCCUAAUCCGCAACGUUGCGAAUCAAACGGACGUAUUUUUCUCGUAAUCAGACCCCCCAAUGUGUUGUCCAGAUUGAUUUGCGGGGUCCCUCUUUUCCAAGACUGUGGUUGGCAACGGCACUACCUUUGUGAGUGGUAAGACUGUGCCCGCUUUUCAUUUACCAACAUAUUCAAAGGCAAGACAAAAGGGGGGAGGGGGGGGGUCAGUUUAAAUCGACCAUUUUUUCCAGGCGUCUGCAAUUUCAUAUACUACUGUGUGUUUAUUUGAAGAUGAAUGUCGUCUGGAAUGAUGUUUGAGAAACGGUUUGGGGUCUCUGUAGGAGACUUGAACAGUGAGAGCAAAAUAGGUCCCAUUUUAAUUCUCCAGUGUACAUAUACCGAUCAGCUCCCGUUACUAUUUAAUAGGACUUUUGUGUAGCAGUAGCCUGGCGGUCUGGGAUUACCUCUUAUUUAUAAUUCUCUUUUACUCUCUGGGAUUUGAUCCCGGCAGUAUAGACGUACACUGACUCAAUUCUUUUUCGCUGUUUUGAGUGCUUUGUUUUUGACGCAUAAUACAUGAAGCCAACCUAGACCGAACCCGUUUGUGGAUCUCUCUCUGGAUUAUUCCAACUUGGGGGGGGGGGGGGGGGGUGUCACAAGGAUCUGUUCAUGGAUACCUGCGCACGAGACCACAUCACCAGCUCAAGAGUUUAUGUGUUUUCAUCGGCUCUGUCUUUUGGGCCUUAUUGUUGACUGUUGGACAUGGAGAAAGAACACUUGCCAAAUGUCUUUUUGCAUCCAGCCAACAUGAGCUUCUUCCGCCAGGCCGUUGACGCGGAUCUUGUGGUGCGCUCCCUGUGCAAAAGGUGCGGUCUGACCUCCCGUGCCAAGGUCACACUGCAGACACUUCUUUUCUGCUGUAUUUCAAGUGGUGGUAAUCUUAAAGGUGAUGUGUAAACAAGAUGUUGGGACACAAUUCAUGUAUAUAUUGUGGAGGUGGGCUAUAAAGGUCGAUGGGGGUGAUGGAACAAGACAACUUUAGGCCAUAAUUGUCCCUCGACAUUCCCUCAAAGCAUUCCCUGUGUACUGUGGCAACACUGCAUUCUCCAGUAUAUGGUAAUUGCCCUGCCUCACUGCAAGUCAGCCACUUUUGUCUCGUGUAUUUGGCUCCACAUUGAGACAAAACAUGACGGCUUCGAUUUUAUUUUUUUAUUAUUUUAGUCCGUUUUUGCUCCAAAUGCAUAUAUUUUCCCUCCACGUGCCAAGCCGGAGAAUGCUCCAGGCGGGUGAGAAAAAUCAAAAGUAACCACCAAGAAUAGGAUGCCGUCCACUGCGAGUUACUUUCCUAUUUAUUUGCUGAAAUGCAGUUUUCUAUUUGGUGAGUAGAUUUUGGGCCAUACGCAUCCUUGCUCACUUUCGUAUCCUGUGUAAUGUACAUAGAAUUGUAUAUAGACUCUCUUUUCUCUCUUGUAUUGGAAUCAUUUUUAAACCCUUCUCGUUUUCUUUUCUCUCUUAAUCUUGGCCUUCCUUUAUCGGUGGGCUGGCGUUGCCUUCAUUGAGCAAAUCUGUGUGGUUGUUUUGUUGUUUCACACCAAGUGCACUGUAAUGGAAAUCAUUGUUUUCUUGGCAUCGUAUUUUUAAUCCUACGUUUCCGGCUUGACUGAUUUGAUGACGUAGUUCUGAUGUUUGGUUGGUCUAGUUUUCAGGGUUGUUUUGCAUGUACGUGUCUCAACAUCAUCUGAUAUUUUCACUCUGGGUUGUUUUCUAUAAGGUUUGAAAUUGUGAUAAAGGGUUUGAUCACUAUCUGAGGUUAAGUGUUGAACUAGAGCAAUCACUUUUGUUUUUUUCCCACCGGCCUCUCAUAAGCCGUGACAGAUCUUGUCACGCACUGUAAUUAUUGUUGUCAUUAUUAUUAUUGACAAAACCUAAAACAGUACAAUUAUGGGUGUCUAAAUGUCCAAAGCUCAGAAUUGACAAAACAUAAUGACCACUUCAAUAGAAUAAAUAUUUCAACCAAAAAAAAACACUUUAACCAUUUUAAGCACCCUGUCAUCUGAUAAGAUGAUGAGCUGUCAACUGUAGUAACCGCUGUCCCUGAAAGGGUUCCCAAAUAAAUACCGUAAAUAAAAUAACUGGCCAAAAUUGAUUUUUUUUUUAAAUCUCAAGAUUGCUUUUUUUUUUUUUUUUAAUUGCAAAGAAUUAGAUAACCACUCUCCCGUUUGAAAACAUACUGCUGUGGAUCCAUUUACUGGUUGUGUGAUGAAGGAAUAAAAUAUGUCCCAAAUCACGCUGGUCUCCGCUACUGUCAGUUUUAUUUAUUGUGUUUAUUUUAUUUCAUUUUUAUUUUGAUGACAAUCACUGAACUUUGCAGGUGUUGGUUAUUCGAAUCAAACCAAGCUAUUUGUAUUGCGGACUGCAGACUUGGCAUUGAACAACCUCCUCUUUGUCUGAAAGACAUCAAACAGCAUAUUCUUCGUGGCUGAAUAGGGGCAACUAUUUUUUUUCUUUUUUUUAAUCAUGGUUGUAAAUGAGGGGCAGCCCGCGUUUUGUUAAACAUUCACCUUCGUGUUUGGUCCUAAACGAUGAGAUGUUUGGGGGGGGGUUGUUUGUUUGUUUUCCUUAACUCCCAACUCACAGCGAGUUUGUACUAUUUAGAAAUGUUCUGCGGUUUGUCUGUCAUACAAUGUAAGGAGCCCAUCAGAUGAGGCAACUCUGACUGAAAACGCAAGAAUUUGAUUUUGCAUAAUUCCUUCCUUGUAUUUGUUGGAGGGGAGUGGGGGGGGGGCAUCUGGAAAGAGUGUCGGUACUUUUUUUUUUUGGUCUCUGUCAACAUUGAUCUGCUCCUACUGGGUUGUUGGACUUACUAUUAUUGCUAUUCUUAUCAUUCUUCUUAUUCUUGCUGCUACUGCUCCGUGGCUGUGAUAAAACGAAAGAUCUUCAACAUGAUGUAAAAUAAUUUGAAACAAAAAUAAAUUGUCCGUGAGUAUCUUUUA
This is a messenger RNA of Hippocampus zosterae (dwarf seahorse), 6739 nucleotides long. RefSeq names its product c-Maf inducing protein (gene cmip). Gene Ontology annotation, cellular component: nucleoplasm; cytosol. Lineage: Eukaryota; Metazoa; Chordata; Actinopteri; Syngnathiformes; Syngnathidae. The transcript is spliced from 21 exons. The coding region runs from base 809 to 3238 and encodes 809 amino acids. The record is from RefSeq and is a predicted model, not a curated record.